Mandrillus leucophaeus (drill) is the source of this 5204-nucleotide messenger RNA. RefSeq names its product tectonin beta-propeller repeat containing 2 (gene TECPR2). Lineage: Eukaryota; Metazoa; Chordata; Mammalia; Primates; Cercopithecidae. The record is from RefSeq and is a predicted model, not a curated record. The transcript has 20 exons. The coding region runs from base 300 to 4535 and encodes 1411 amino acids. Gene Ontology annotation, molecular function: protein binding.
AGUGUUCGAUGAAUGGAUAAGCGAAUGACUCCUUUCCCAACCCUAUUUGAAGACCUGGGAGGCAGAAUAGGUAGUAAGGGUUAAAGAAUGGGGUGUCCUGGAGUCAGACCCGGGCAGGUCACAGCGGCAUCUUCCUCCAUCUGUGCUGGGGCAAGUGCCCUACCUCACGCCGCUCCGGUUUCAUCACCAGUGGAAUGGAGAUGAGAAUAGUUUCUACAUCUGGCUUGCCCCCAGGUUUCCCUAGAUGACAAAUAAACAUUUCUUUUCCUGCGUGAAGAUCGUCUGUGGAAACCUUGGCCAUGGCAUCGAUAUCAGAGCCUGUUACAUUCAGAGAGUUCUGCCCGUUGUACUAUCUCCUCAAUGCCAUUCCGACAAAGAUCCAGAAGGGUUUCCGCUCUAUCGUGGUCUAUCUCACGGCCCUCGACACCAACGGGGACUACAUCGCAGUGGGCAGCAGCAUCGGCAUGCUCUAUCUGUACUGCCGGCACCUCAACCAGAUGAGGAAGUACAACUUCGAGGGGAAGACGGAAUCUAUCACUGUGGUGAAGCUGUUGAGCUGCUUUGAUGACCUGGUGGCAGCAGGCACAGCCUCUGGCAGGGUUGCAGUUUUUCAACUUGUGUCUUCAUUGCCAGGAAGAAAUAAACAGCUUCGGAGAUUUGAUGUCACUGGUAUUCACAAAAACAGCAUUACAGCUCUGGCUUGGAGCCCCAAUGGAAUGAAACUGUUCUCUGGAGAUGACAAAGGCAAAAUUGUUUAUUCCUCUCUGGAUCUAGACCAGGGGCUCUGUAACUCCCAGCUGGUGUUGGAGGAGCCGUCUUCCAUUGUGCAGCUGGAUUAUAGCCAGAAAGUGCUGCUGGUCUCUACUCUGCAAAGAAGUCUGCUCUUUUACACUGAAGAGAAGUCUGUAAGGCAAAUUGGAACACAACCAAGGAAAAGUACUGGGAAAUUUGGUGCUUGUUUUAUACCAGGACUCUGUAAGCAAAGUGAUCUAACGUUGUAUGCAUCACGACCCGGGCUCCGGCUGUGGAAGGCUGAUGUCCACGGGACUGUUCAAGCCACAUUUAUCUUAAAAGAUGCUUUUGCCGGGGGAGUCAAGCCUUUUGAACUGCACCCACGUCUGGAAUCCCCCAACAGGGGAAGUUGCAGCUUACCCGAGAGGCACCUGGGGCUUGUUUCGUGUUUCUUUCAAGAAGGCUGGGUGCUGAGUUGGAAUGAAUAUAGUAUCUAUCUCUUAGACACAGUCAACCAGGCCACAAUUGCUGGUUUGGAAGGAUCCGGUGAUAUUGUGUCUGUUUCGUGCACAGAAAAUGAAAUAUUUUUCUUGAAAGGAGAUAGGAACAUUAUAAGAAUUUCAAGCAGGCCUGAAGGAUUAACAUCAAUAGUGAGAGAUGGUCUGGAGAUAUCUGGAUGCUCAGAACGAGUCCACGUGCAGCAAGCAGAGAAGUUACCAGGGACCACAGUUUCUGAGACGAGGCUCAGAGGCUCUUCUGUGGCUAGCUCCGUGGCCAGUGAGCCAAGAAGCAGGAGCAGCUCGCUCAACUCCACCGACAGCAGCUCCGGGCUCCUGCCCCCUGGGCUCCAGGCCGCCCCUGAGCUGGGCAAAGGCAACCAGCCCCCCUCACAGAGAUUCAACGCCAUCAGCUCAGAGGACUUUGACCAGGAGCUUGUCGUGAAGCCUAUCAAAGUGAAAAGGAAGAAGAAGAAGAAGAAGACAGAAGGUGGAAGCAGGAGCACCUGUCACAGCUCCCUGGAAUCUACACCCUGCUCCGAAUUUCCUGGGGACAGUCCCCAGUCGUUGAACACAGAUUUGCUGUCAAUGACCUCAAGUGUCCUGGGCAGUAGCAUGGAUCAGUUAAGUGCAGAGUCUCCAGACCUGGAAAGCGGCUUCAGUGGUGAAGUGAACGGUGUCCCACAGGAAAAUACUGACCCCGAAACGUUUAAUGUCCUGGAGGUGCCAGGAUCUGCGCCUGAUUCUCUGGCUGUGGAAGAUGACAUUAGAACUGAAAUGCCACACUGUCACCAUGCAUAUGGGCAGGAGCUGCUCAAUGGAGUGAGGAAAGAUGUGAGAGGCAGUGAUGUCACAGGACUCGAAGAUGAGCCUUGUCCUGCAGACGAUGGACCACAUAGCACACAGAUACCCUUCCAAGAACAGGACAGCUCUCCUGGGGUGCAGAAUGGGGAAGAUGUCCAACCCAUUGGCCCCCAAAGCACUUUUUGUGAAGCGCCCCUCCUGAACUCACUCACCGUGCCUUCCAGCCUCAGCUUGGCCCCAAGUGCUGGGCAGUGGCUACCUGGGACCGGAGCUGAUGAAGGCAGCCCCGUGGAGCCCAGCCAAGAGCAGGACAUCCUAACCAGCAUGGAGGCCUCUGGCCACCUCAGCACAAAUCUCUGGCAUGUUGGCACUGAUGAUGACACAGGUCAGAAAGAAACGCCCUUUUCUGAACGUGACUUGGGGAGUGUGGGAGGACAGUUGACUCCGGUCUCUGCCUUGGCGGCCAGCACUCCCAAGGCCUGGCUUGAGCAGCCUCCACGGGAUCAGGCAUUGACGUCCAGCGAUGAGGAGGACAUCUAUGCCCACGGGCUUCCUUCUUCAUCCUCAGAGGCAAGUGUGACAGAGCUCGGACCUAGUCGCUCCCAGCAGGACCUGAGCCGGCUGGGUGCAGAUGAUGCCGGGCUGCUCAAGCCAGAUCAGUUUGCAGAAAGCUGGAUGGGCUACUCGGGUCCCGGCUAUGGCAUCCUCAGCUUGGUGGUCUCGGAGAAGUAUAUCUGGUGCCUGGACUACAAAGGCGGCCUGUUCUGCAGUGCGCUGCCGGGCGCCGGGCUGCGCUGGCAGAAGUUUGAAGAUGCUGUCCAGCAGGUGGCAGUCUCACCCUCAGGAGCCCUUCUCUGGAAGAUUGAACAGAAAUCUAACCGGGCUUUUGCUUGUGGGAAAGUCACCAUCAAGGGGAAGCGGCACUGGUACGAAGCCCUGCCCCAGGCAGUGUUUGUGGCCCUGAGCGAUGACACCGCCUGGAUCAUCAGGACCAGUGGGGACUUAUACUUGCAAACAGGUCUGAGUGUGGAUCGCCCUUGUGCCAGAGCCGUAAAGGUGGACUGUCCCUACCCGCUGUCCCAGAUCACAGCCCGGAACAAUGUGGUGUGGGCGCUGACAGAGCAGAGGGCCCUCCUGUACCGGGAGGGCGUGAGCAGCUUCUGUCCAGAAGGCGAGCAGUGGAAGUGUGACAUCGUCAGCGAAAGGCAAGCUUUAGAACCUGUCUGCAUAACGCUCGGGGAUCAGCAGACUCUCUGGGCCCUGGACAUCCAUGGGAACCUGUGGUUCAGAACUGGCAUUGUUUCCAAGACGCCUCAAGGAGAUGACGACCAUUGGUGGCAAGUGAGCAUCACGGACUAUGUGGUGUUUGACCAGUGCAGCUUAUUUCAGACGAUAAUCCAUGCCACUCACUCGGUGGCCACAGCUGCCCAAGCCCCUGUAGAGAAAGUGGCAGAUAAGCUGCGCAUGGCGUUUUGGUCCCAGCAGCUUCAGUGCCAGCCAAGCCUUCUCGGGGUCAAUAACAGUGGCGUCUGGAUCUCCUCGGGCAAGAAUGAAUUCCACGUCGCUAAGGGAAGUCUCAUAGGCACCUACUGGAAUCAUGUUGUUCCCCGUGGGACAGCUUCUGCUACAAAAUGGGCCUUUGUGUUGGCCUCUGCGGCUCCCACGAAGGAAGGAAGCUUCCUGUGGCUGUGCCAGAGCAGCAAGGACCUGUGCAGCGUCAGCGCCCAGAGUGCACAGUCGCGGCCCUCCACGGUGCAGCUGCCUCCCGACGCCGAGAUGCGCGCCUACGCCGCCUGCCAGGAUGCGCUGUGGGCGCUGGACGGCCUUGGCCAGGUCUUCAUCAGGACGCUCUCCAAGAGCUGCCCCACGGGCAUGCACUGGACCAGGCUGGACCUCUCCCAGCUAGGAGCUGUGAAAUUGACAAGCUUGGCAUGUGGAAAUCAGCACAUCUGGGCCUGUGAUUCCAGGGGUGGAGUUUACUUCCGUGUAGGGACUCAGCCUCUGAAUCCCAGUCUCAUGCUUCCAGCCUGGAUAAUGAUUGAGCCACCUGUCCAGCCUGCCGGGGUCAACUUGGUCAGCGUCCAUUCCAGCCCCAACGACCAGAUGCUGUGGGUGCUUGACAGCAGGUGGAACGUGCACGUGCGGACCGGGAUCACCGAGGAGAUGCCUGUGGGGACCGCCUGGGAGCACGUGCCAGGGUUGCAGGCCUGCCAGCUGGCGCUGAGCACCAGGACCGUGUGGGCCCGCUGUCCAAACGGAGACCUCGCCCGGCGGUAUGGCAUCACAGACAAGAACCCCGCCGGAGACUACUGGAAGAAAAUUCCCGGCAGUGUGUCCUGUUUCACAGUGACUGCGUCAGAUGAGCUGUGGGCUGUGGGCCCGCCCGGCUACCUCCUCCGACGGCUGACAAAGACGUUCAGCCACUCGCAUGGCACCCAGAAGAGCAGCCAGGCCGCCAUGCCCCACCCCGAGGAUCUGGAGGACGAGUGGGAGGUCAUCUGAAGGAGCCCUGGCAGAGUCACGCGGAGGGGCCAGGCAUCCGUGGUGGGCACAGUGGCUUCGGUGUCACUCCCUGGUGGACGUGCUGCCUCGACACUUGUCCAGACACCUCUGGCCAGGUUGGACCCGCACACUUACUUUCAUCUAUGUUGGUUUCUGUCUCGUUCCAGAACCCACAGCCUCCACCCGUGGCUGGCGCAAUCGCUGCAGCAGUGGAGUUCAGGACAGUGGCGACUGCCCGGCUGCAUGCUCUCCGAUGACCCGCGUGCUGCCGUCCUGGUCUCAUCCACAGAUAGCUCCAGCUUUUGUUGCUGGGAGUGGUCUCCAGAGGCCUCCCAGAGCCAAGGGCAGCCGGGCAGCUGGUUUGGCCCAGGGCCUCUUUAGCCCCAGGGCCAGGUGGAGCCAAAGGUCAGCUCUCUGCAGCGCAGGAUGUGCUCGGUGAUGGCUUCGUCCCGUCACAGGGGCUGUCCCCCCAGAGACAAAGCUGCAGAGCACAUUCCACGCCAGACGCUUUGGCCAGGAAGCCGAGGCUGGGCCUGAGAGGAGAGCACUGGCCAUGCCACACGCACAUGCACACCAUACCACACAACACACCUCACCUCACCACACCACACCACACCUCACCUCACCACACCUCACCUCACCACACCACACAACACACACCACGCCACA